This is a messenger RNA of Pocillopora damicornis (cauliflower coral), 7450 nucleotides long. RefSeq names its product stabilin-2. NCBI's taxonomy places the organism in Eukaryota, Metazoa, Cnidaria, Anthozoa, Scleractinia, Pocilloporidae. Gene Ontology annotation, molecular function: calcium ion binding. The record is from RefSeq and is a predicted model, not a curated record.
UGAAAUUUUUUUUCAAGCAGGAGAGCAUUGUCAUGGAAGUUGUCUCCAUCUGACUUAAAAAAGCCGUAGAGCAAUUCAGUUGGAAACUCUCACUUCAGUUAGGAGAAAUUACUUUGGUCAUUAUUUGCGGUUACUCACAAUUGCCGGACAUUCCAAUUCUGCCUUUUCGGGUGACUACAGUCGUAAGAUAUUGCUCUUUCUGAAAACUACUCCCUAUUUUGAUCCGAAAGUUUGAUUAUUUAUGUUCUUGUUUAGCCUCGAAAUCAAAUUUUGUCAUUUUAAGGUCGCCUUCUUGGAAAUUAUUCAAAAUAGAAAUCGUUCACACUUCAAAGAUUUAACUUCGCGGAAGGAAAGUUUCGGUUCACUGACUUACCGUAACGCAGGAAGUCGAAGCUGGUUAAAGGCAUUUUAUCUAUCAAUUUCAUUUUUUGUACGAUGGUUGCGUAUUGUGGUAGUUAUUAGGAAAUCAUACAGAUGUUGGAACUCUGACAUUUCUUAAUUUGGAGGAACAACUUGUGAUCACUUCACAACAUCAUUGGUCCAUAGUAUGUAAACACUUGUCCAGAUAUGUAAAUUAAAGAACUAAAUUUAGUUCUUUGAGUGAGAGAAGAGGUGCUUGAGAAUCGCUUGAGCGACGAAAAUCAGCAGAGCGUUUACAUUUUUCAUCUCCUUCGCGAGGAAAAAUCUUCACAGUCGCCCAAGGGUUGUUCUAUCGAGCGCUAUGGCGACGAUGCUGCCGAGCACCUCAACGAUCGGGACAUUUUUCGCUGUGUGCGUGAUCUUGUUGCCGUCGCUUGUAGUAUCUAAAAGAUGCGACAAGCAGAUCGAUAGUUUUGUGCGGAGCAACUGCAUGGAAUGUUCGGUAAAUGCCUUUUUUCAACGUCCCUGUCCGUCCGGUUAUCAGCAAGUUACCAGCGGUGAAGGCGAACAGAGCUGUGCUUAUUCCGUUUUUUUUGGAUUUAACUUCGGCUCCAUGCGUGUCCCUGGAUGUCAGCAUAAUUGCUCAAGGAAGAUUACACAGAAAGAAUGUUGUGCCGGCUUUUGGGGACAGGACUGCCAAGCAUGUCCUGGUACACCUGCAUGCAGUGGGCGUGGCUCUUGUAAUGACACAGUGGGUGGUGAUGGAACAUGCACUUGUCAGGAUGGUUUUAAGGGAUUUGCAUGUGAGCUGUGUAGGGAUUCAAACAAAUUUGGUAGUUACUGCAAUGAAACCUGUCUAUGCAAACAUGGGACAUGUGAUAGUGGAUUGAAUGGCACAGGACACUGCAAGCCAGGCACUUGUGUCUUAGGAUAUGCUGGGUCAAACUGUGAUAAUACUUUGCCAAGAUGUGACAGAAACCUUUCCUGUGGAGUUAAUGCCAACUGCUUCAGAAUUGAAAGUAUUGAUACUUGUGUAUGUAACCCAGGAUAUAAGAAUGUCAGUGGUGUUUGCAAAGCAAUCAAUCCUUGCCAGGAUGGUACCCAUGGCUGCCAUAGUAAUGCAGAUUGCCUCUACCUAAGGCCAGGGAGGAACAACUGCACCUGUGCUGCUGGUUAUACAGGAGAUGGAAUAGUUUGCAUUGCUAUUGAUCCUUGCCAGAGGAACAAUGGUGGCUGUCCAUCACGAUCAACUCAGUGCAAUUACAUACAUCCUGGAAAGAGUAGCUGUAGCUGCCUUUUUGGAUUUGAAAACUACACCAGUGGGGCUGGCUGUGCACUCAUUGAUCUGUGUAAAAAUGGCAGUGGAUGCGACAUGAAUGCAAACUGUACAAUGGAGGCACCAGGAGUGAAGAGAUGCAAUUGUAAGAGUGGGUACAGAGGAAAUGGCACCACAUGUUAUGGUAAUAUUCUCCAGAGGGUAAAAGACCUGAACCUUAGAGGCCCAAUUGGACUCAAAGGACAAUUAACCACAGCAAUUGAUUUGCUGACAGGUUCAUUCAUGCACUUGGCUCUUUCUGGAGCAGGGCCAUUUACUCUUUUCUUAAUGGUGAACAGCGCAUUUUCAAAUCUCACUCAAGAAGAGCUUAGUGAGCUAUCCGCAAACACAGACAUGGCCUCACAUUUUGUCAGUCGGCACUUAGUGGCUGCUGAUUUAGACUCUAUGUUGUUGAAAAAGUACAAGAAAGUCACAACACUACAGGGGAUUGAUGCAAGCAUCUCAGAGUACCAGAAUGUUAUGUACUUAAAACUGGACAAUCAGUCAGUAAAUGCAUCAGUGCUAUUCCGUGAUUUGUUAGCGGGCAAUGGCAUGAUUCAUGUUAUUGACAAGAUUAUGUGGCAUGUCGGAGACUAUCAAGAGACGAGCUCUAAAUCAUUGCUUCAGGUCCUUUGGGCACAAAGUAGAUUUUCCAUUUUUGCCUCACUUUUACAGUCGUCUGGAAUUGCUGCAGAGUUGAGUGGUCUGGGAGCUUCCCUCACUAUUUUGGUGCCAGCAAAUUCUGCUUUUGAUAAGAUUGACAACAGUACCAUGAGAUUUUUGACCAGCACAGAUGUGGGAAUGAGAAAAUUGAAGUCACUUUUAAGAAACCACAUUCUUACAGGAAAGAUGGCAGUGUUAGACUUGGUAUACAGUGGCAAAGUUGUAUCAGUACAGGGAGAAUCAUUGGAAGUCAAAGUAACUCCCUCGGGUCGUAUUGUUGUGGAUAAAGAUUCCGUCAUAACAGAAUCAAGUGUUCUUGUCAGUGAUGGUAUACUUCAUGUAACAGAUAACCUUAUCAUCCCUGACGACAUUGAGCCUCUGUUACCAAGAAAUUGUAAUGGACAGAAAUUCAGUAAUGGAAUUUGUUAUCGCUGUGAAGCUGUUAAAGCCAUGCCAAGGACAGGUUGCCCUAUAGGAUAUGCUCCAUCACCCACAACAUCUGUGUGCUACUAUCGACUGAGUUUCCGAGGAAUUCCUAUUGGAAUUUUCCGCGGCUGUAGGGCCACCACAUGUUCAGCACCAGAACGAGAAUGUUGUGCUGGGUUUUAUGGUCCAUCUUGCCAUCCUUGUCCUGGGCCUUUUGAUAAUGCUUGUAAUGGAAAUUUAAAUGGAAAGUGUGUUGAUAAAAUCAGUGGCAAUGGAACUUGCAUAUGUCAACCCAACUUCAAGGGAACAGCAUGUGAACAUUGUCAGGAGAGCAAAAGCUUUGGACCGUUCUGCAAUCAAACUUGCACAUGUUUGCAUGGCACAUGUGACAGUGGCUAUCCUCAAGGGAAUGGAACAUGUAAGGCUGGAUCUUGUUCUCCUGGUUUUCAUGGUGACAACUGUGACCAACAUGAUGUCCCAUGUCCUGGGUCAGUGAGUCGUCGUUGUCAUGCGCAUGCCACUUGCCGACGACAAGGAAAUAUGGACAGCUGUCAGUGCAACUUUGGCUAUGAAGGUUCUGGUAUACAGUGCUCUGAAAUUGAUCCUUGUUCUAAACCUGAUCGUGGAGGCUGUCACCAUGAGGCAACUUGCACGAAAACUGGGCCAGGUACCAACAACUGUACAUGUGAUGAUGGUUUCCGUGGUGAUGGAACAGUAUGUGUUGCUAUAGAUCCUUGUUUAGAGGAAAAUGCUGGAGGUUGCCACAGUAAUGCCGAGUGUCAGUAUGUCGGUCCUGGACAGAGCACCUGUAUCUGCAAGUCAGGCUACACAGGAAAUGGUUCAACAUGUUUUGAAGUUAAUCCUUGUCUAGUCAACAAUGGAGGGUGCUCUCUUGAUGCAAGGUGUUUGCGAACUGGUCCUGGGAAUUACAGUUGUCAUUGCAUCAGUGGAUUCAUUGGGAAUGGUUAUACUUGUCUAGGAUCUAUUGUUAUGAUCAUUAGACAGAAAAAUUCAAAGCUGGAGAAUUUUAUCAGGCAAGGAAACAUGCUGCACUAUAUAUCAGACCCAAGGAAGAACAUCACUAUGUUUGCUCCAUCAGUGUCAGCAAUUUCACAGUUAUCUGAUGAUGAUAGAAAAUAUUGGACUAAUAGCACAGAGAGACUUCAAUAUCUAAUAAGGUAUCAUUUGGUGGAGCAAGUGUAUAAUCUAGAGACACUGAAAAAUGUGCCAUCACUGAACACCACGAAUAGCCUCAUGUUAAAUGUUACUACUCAAGGUCAAAAGGUAUUUAUUGGUGGAAUGGCUCAAAUUAUUCAAGCUAACAUUACUGCAGAAAAUGGAAUUGUACAUAUCAUUGACCAGGUCCUUUUGCCGUCUCGUCUGUCGUACGAAAAUGAGCUUCCACUGACGUCGGAUCUUCUUAAAAGUAUUCCAGAGUUUUCCGAUUUCACCAAUAUCUCACAGAACAUGAACCUGUUUCUCUCCCUGGAUGCCUGUGAGUCGUGUACUGUAUUUGCUCCAACCAACUCCGCUCUCAAAAAAUAUGCCCUUGUAGACACGCAGACGCUGACGCCAGAUGUCCUUAAGUAUCAUAUUGUGAACCAAUAUCUCACAGAAGAAACAAUUCGUAAUGGAGAAGAAUUCCCAUCUUUGCUUGGGAAUGGGAGGGAUUACCUUGUGAAAAUCACUAAUCCUAGGAAAGGAAUGCUGCAAGUCAAUGGAAUUGAUGUUGUCGUCAAAGGUCACAAAGCUAGAAGAGCAAUAGUGUAUGGCAUAAAUGGUGUACUUAAACCAGUUAAGAGGAACUGUGAUGUUGUUACGAAAUCGUCACGUCUCGGAUACUGUACAUAUUGCGACGUAUUUGUCCCAACAUGUCCAGCGGGCUGGACCAAAAUUGGCCUUGUGCUGAAUACAUGUUGGGUUCGAAUAUUAAUCUUCAGGCUCAGAGGCUGCCAAGCACUAUGUGAAAAAACUUCUGUAAUCAAGAGAUGCUGUGAUGGAUUCUGGGGUCAAGACUGCCAAUUAUGUCCUGGAAAUGUUACCAACCCGUGCUCUGGUCAUGGCGCCUGUGAUGAUGGCAAAACUGGAAGUGGUCACUGUCAGUGUGAUGCAAACUUCACUGGUACAGCAUGUGAGAAAUGUAUUCUUGGAAAAUAUGGAAGUAACUGUACAGGUGAAUGCAAAUGCACUAAUGGAGUUUGUAAUGAUGGUAUUAAUGGCGAUGGAGGAUGUUUCUGUCACCAUGGUUGGAAAGGACCUAUUUGCAAUACCUCUGCAAAUUUUGACAACUGCCUUCCAACCAAAUGUAGUCGAAAUGCCACAUGCCGCGGACAGAGUGGUAGUGGUAGAUGUGAAUGUGAUUUUGGUUACACAGGCAAUGGAACCUACUGCGCAGAAAGUAAUGCAUGCGCUGUCAACAAUGGUGGCUGUCAUCAAAAUGCCACAUGUGUUAAGAAUAUAACUCUGCCUGGCCUUAGAUCUUGCAAAUGUAAUGCAGGAUUCACUGGAGAUGGGUUUGUCUGCUUGGAAAUAGAUCCAUGUCAGCGUAAUAAUGGUGGCUGCCACAUCAAUGCAACUUGCUUCAGCACAGCUCCCGGGCAGAGAAACUGUUUUUGUAAAAAGGAUUUCUCAGGAGACGGUGUUAGCUAUUGUUUUGGUGUUAAUCCAUGUGAUGUGGGCAAUGGAGGGUGUAGUGACAGAGCUAUUUGUCAACAAGUUGGACCGCACCAAAGGACGUGCAAGUGCAGGAAGUUUUACGUUGGUGAUGGUAUCACAUGUAUUGGUGAUAUAUCAGAGGCUCUAAAGCUUGAUCCCCAACUGUCAGGUGUGGACAUGCUACUCAGGAAAAAUGGUCUGGACAAACUGCUAGCUUCUCAUGGACAUUUUAACCUUCUCGCUCCAGUAAAUGCUGCUUUAGGCAGUUUACAACCACGGUCUCGCAAGCGUCGUAGUGUUCCGUCAUCAGCUGAGGAAGAGUUGAAUUUACUGAAAUAUCUUAUAAUUGGCUGUUCAACGAUUCCUACCGACACCAGUGAUGAUUAUGCAGCUAACUUUACUACUUUGCUUGGAGUAACUAUUUCAGUAAAAACAGAGGGGAACGUUACAUCGAUCAUCGAUCAAUAUGGCAACAUAUCCAGAGUAGUUGGAGUGUACGAGUCAUCAAAUGGCGUGAUAAUGAAACUGGAUAAUUUACCAACCCCACCCAAGUCUAUGGAUAGCACAGUACAGGAAUCUUAUCUUGACGUGGCUAAUAGACUUGGAUACAAGGAGUUUGUUAAACUGGUCAAGUUAGCAGGAUUGCAGAACAUCCUAGAUAUUCCGGUGAACAGAGCUGUUCUUAUGUUUUGGCCAACUGAUGAUGCUAUAAAAGCUGUGCCUGACGACUUAAGGGCACGACUCACUGAUCCUUCACAUCUGGCUCGAUUUGUAAAAUACCACGUUGUCACCCAAAUUCACUCUGAUUUUAGUACUCAGUCCUUCUUGAGAAGUGGUGCAGGGUUAGAAUUGCGAACAUUUGGAGGAACUAGUUUAUUUGUAUCUUGCAAAGGAGGAAAGGGCGAUCUUUACGUAAAUGGUGAAAGCAAGAUUGUUGCAAGAGACAUACACUUCGGUGGUGGUGUGGCUUUCGGAGUGGAUUCAGCUCUUUUUCCUUUUGGAUUUGGAGGCAACUGUGAUGAGAUCAUGGACACUAAAAUUACGGGUCAGUGUGGAAAUUGUUUUGUCCCUGUGAGCUGUCCACAAGAGACUACCCUUGUUGGCGUAACGAAUCAUAACUGCACCUACAAUGGUGAUUUGGUAGGAUGUCAGCCCAUCUGUUUACAGCGUCAACGGCUGAAGAGAUGCUGUAAGAACUUUUAUGGACCAGAUUGCGUGGCUUGCCCAGGUGGUGUUCAAUUGCCAUGUAGCAGGCGUGGCUUGUGUAUUGACGGGCUGACAGGGAGUGGCCAGUGUGUGUGUGAUGCGUCUUAUAACGGCACAGCUUGUGAACAAUGUGUGAAUAGCAAUGAGUCCUGUCCAGCACCUUCAGUGGACUGCGAGGUAGACAAUGGUGGCUGUCACGUGUUUGCCACCUGCACUAAAACUGCCCCGAAUCGUUUGACGUGCUCGUGUAAAUCCGGUUACCAAGGAGAUGGAUAUUACUGCCAAAUGAUUGACUCGUGUGCAAGUGACAACGGCGGGUGUGGUGAGAACGCAACCUGCUUGUUUACAGCACCAGAACGAAGGCGCUGUGUAUGUAAAGCAGGCUUUUACGAAGUAGGCUCCAGUUGUCGUGCUCACCGGCCAAUGUCGCCCUGUGCCAUAAACCAUGGCGGCUGCUCUGUUCAUGCUGACUGUACUGAUAACGGCCAGGAGGCCAGCUGUGCCUGCCGUCCGGGUUUCACUGGAGACGGCUUUUCUUGUGGAGGAACCAUUCUACAGGUAAGUAGAUUUUUUUGUCUUUUUAACCCUUUCCACCCCUCCCCCCUCCUCCUUCAGCCCUUGUCUUUUGUGCCUUGCCUGAUGGUUGUCAAAGAAACUCAGAGUGCCACUGAAUUCUACAAGGCGUUCUACCAACUGAUCACUUCCAGCGCACAAGCGACGACUUUAUACCAAGGCCUGGCAUCGUUAUCAAAAUCCUUCACAGUGUUUGUGCCUGUCAGUAGUGCGGUUCACUACAAGGUGACAGUCAUCUCAAUGUUUCUUUAG